UAGUAAACCGAACAUAAUUUCACUUUGUUUUUAUUCUACUCGUUAAUAGAGGAGUGUGCUUUGUUGUGCAAUACUAGGAUUUUAUCAGUAAUCGUUUACUAUUUUAUCACUGGCAUCUUCAAAGUUGCAUCAUUCAGCGCUGCGCUAUGGAGUCAACAAUAAGCGAAAUCGGCGGAAAUUCAACCUUAUGGGGAUUCGAUCUGUUUUGGGACAACCCUUUCUCGAGUGUGACAUACUGUUUCCACUACACGCUCCUGACAUGGAUACCGUGCGCGGUCAUCUGGUGCUAUGUUGCCAUGGUUGCGCGAACCUGGCAUGCUUCCGGUUCCGGUUCCCUGCCGUCUGUGCCUCUGUCAGGUCUUAGCUUGACAAAGUCUAUUUUGGCGUUUGUUUUAUGCUGUCUGAGCCUUGUAGAGAUGCUACAUACACAUGAGAACUCGCAAACAGAUGAAACCGACAGUCCGUCGUUUUACGCGGCCUGUAUGAUCAAGGCGGCAACAUACUUGUUGGUGUCUUUCUUUGUGCAAAUUGCCCGUAUACACGGUGUGACGUUCUCCAGAGCGAUGGUUAACUUCUGGCUUCUUUCUGCCAUCGUCGGCCUUGCUACCAUUUACAAACGCAUCAUAGAAGAGGACAUGAAUGGUUCCCAGUUUAAGCUCGAGUGCCUCGCUGUGGCGACGAUCAUGUUGGAAGUGUUGCUGUCUUCUAUAGCGGAAUCGGCACAGACUAAAGAGAAAGAGCCCGUUGAUAAAAAACAGUGCCCAGAAGUUCGAGCGUCGUUAAUCUCCAGGAUCUUUCUUUUGUGGGUGAACCAAGUGAUCACUGGUGUGUAUAAGAAUGGCAUUAAAGAGGACGAGUUAUGGGACUUGAAUCCGCGAGAUCAGGCCGAUUCAUUCGUACCAGCCUUCCAAAAAUACUGGGGGAAAGAAAUUGAACUGUUCAAAAUAAGACAAGCAAAAGCCAAGACCACGAAAGACAACGAGGACGAAGUCAGCCUUAUUUCUAAGGAAGAUAAAGAGCACACAAAGAAACCAAAAGAUAAAAAGGAAAAAGAGAAGAAGAACGUAAUGGAAAGUGAUGAAAAGAAAGACGGACCUUCCCUUCUGAAAGCCAUUGUUAAGACAUUUGGCAGAGGAUUUCUAUAUGGAUGGGCGUGCAAAUUGGCGUUUGACGUUUUCCGGCUUAUGGAGCCAAUGGUCUUGAAGUCUAUGAUUGCUUAUGUUGAGAAAAGAUCUGGGGAGGCGUCAUACGGUUACGGCCUGGCUCUUCUUCUCUUCCUAUUGGGCUGUUUGACCAACCUGUUAAUUCAUCACUGCAUUCGGCUGUGUAUUGUCUCCAGCUUAAGACUAAAAUCCGGCCUCAUCGCCAUGGUUUAUAGAAAAGCUUUAUCAAUGAACAACGAAGCCCGAAAAGCAUCCACAGUUGGAGAGAUCGUGAACAUAAUGUCAGUGGACUGUGACCGCAUCGCGGGAAUCUCUAGCUGGAUCUGGUUUUUAUGGUCUGUCCCAUUUUCCGUGACGGGUACCAUGGUGCUUCUGUGGCACGUGGUGGGCCCCGCGGUUUUGCCAAGUAUUGGUAUCUACGCGCUCUUCAUGUGGUUCAAUGCGUAUGUUGCAAAGAAGAACAGACAGUACGAAAAAGAGAAGAUGGAACAAAAAGAUGCCAGGAUUAAACUGAUGAACGAUAUCUUGAAUGGCAUUAAAGUUCUGAAGCUCUAUGCCUGGGAGGCCUCUUUCCAGAAGCAAAUAGAAGAACUCCGAGCUAAAGAAAGUGAGGCUCAGAGGAAGAACCACAUGAUUGGAAUCAUGCACAAUUUAAUGUGGUUCACCGUCCCUAUGUUGUGUACUGGUUCGGUAUUUGGUACUUUCAUCUUGAUGAACCCUUCAUCACUGCUCGAUGCUCAGAAAAUAUUUGUCACCAUUUCAUUGCUGAACAUUUUGCAAGGAGAAAUCAACAUCUUGCCACACAUCGUGUCUCACAUUUCUGAGGCUACCGUGUCCAUUGGACGAAUAAGCAAGUUCCUUCAGAAUCCUGAUAUCGACCCGAAAAAUGUUCAGCGGGACAACAGCACUGACAAGGCAGUCUCGAUCAAAAGUGGCACAUUUUCUUGGAACGAAAAAGGAAAUCCAACUCUCAAAGAUAUCAACUUGGACAUAGAAGCUGGCGGACUCAUUGCGGUGGUCGGCCAGGUCGGGUCGGGAAAAUCUUCUUUAAUAUCCGCUCUGCUUGGAGAAAUGGAGAAGAUCAAUGGCGAUGUUAAUGUGAAUGGUUCGGUUGCUUAUGUGCCACAACAAGCUUGGAUACAAAAUGCAUCGGCGCGUGAUAACAUUCUCUUCUGUAGCCCGUCUGACAGGACAAAAUACAAGAAAGUUGUCGAUGGAUGCGCUUUGACUUCCGACUUUGAAAUUUUCAAAGCAGGCGAUUUGACUGAGAUCGGCGAAAAGGGUAUUAAUCUGUCUGGUGGACAGAAACAGCGCAUCAGUCUUGCCCGCGCCGUUUAUAACAACGCCGACGUCUACCUUUUGGAUGAUCCUCUCAGUGCAGUUGACUCGCAUGUCGGAAAACACAUUUUUAAUGAGGUCAUCGGAUCGGAGGGGCUCUUGAGAAAUAAGACUAGAAUUCUUGUCACUCACGGAGUUCAUUGGUUGCCAAAGGUUGAUAAAAUCGUGGUUCUGGUAAAUGGUCAAAUCUCUGAAAUGGGUUCUUACGAACAAUUGCUGAACCAUGACGGUGCAUUUGCAAAAUUCCUAAAAGCGUUCGUAACAACUGAGAGUUCUGACGAAGACAGUGAUAAAGAAGUUCAAACCAUGAAAAAUGAAGUAUAUCAACGGUUGGAAUCAGUGACAUCGAACGAUGGCGAUUCUGUAUCAACGAAUAGAAAGAAACACUUCAAACGGACCAGGUCUGUCAUAGAUAAUGAUGAACUACUGGCCACCAAGCCGACGUUUAAGGGAGACGAGGAUGAACAUAUACCGUCUAGACCAUUUAACAGGAGAUUUUCCAAGUUGGAAAGAAGUAUUUCCAAUUACGACAUCAUUGACAGCGAGCUUUGGGAUGAAUCUGAAGACUUUGAAAAGAAGGCAAAUCUUGUGGAGGACGAGACUCAGGAAACAGGAAAAGUGUCCUGGAAAGUUUAUUUGAGCUUCCUGAGAGCGUUUGGUGUUGUAUUCACGGGGAUAUUUCUUGUUUUGAUGUUGAUGGUUCGAACCGGGGAAGCCGCUUCUAACCUCUUCCUUAUGCAAUGGUCCGAUGAUGAAUUUUUAACAAAUACAUCUAACGCCAAUACGACAGAGUACAGUCACAGAAAUUACAUGUACCUUGGCCUCUACAGUGUAUCAGGAAUGUUCAGAGGUUUGAUGGUAUCUAGUGUCAGCUUUGUGAUGGCAAUCGGAAGUAUUCGGGCGGCCAGAAUAAUGCAUGAGAAACUUCUCGACAACGUUCUUAAACUCCCCAUGUCUUUCUUUGACACGACUCCAAUAGGACGGAUUGUGAAUCGGUUCUCUAAGGACGUAGAGGCAAUGGAUCAUGUGGCGGGCAGAAUUCGUGGAUUCAGUGCUUCAAUUCUUUGUGUUAUCUACAACGUCGUUAUUAUCUCUUACAACCUUCCCGCCUUUGGCUUUGUCAUUGGCCUUCUCGCCAUUCCCUUCAUUGUUAUGCUGAGAGUAUUCGUGCCUACAUCCAGACAGCUACAGCGUCUCGAGUCCGCCACUAAAUCGCCCAUAUUCAGCCAUUUCUCAGAAACACUUGCAGGGACCAGCACGAUCAGAGGAUAUUGCUUGGAAAAGAGAUUUAUUCAAGACUCACAAAAAAGCGUUGAUAAACAUAUUUCCUUUAACUUCGCAAGAGAACAUGUCAACUGGUGGUUAGCAACCAAGAUGGACUUUUUUGGAGAUUUGAUGUUGCUGUCGGCCUGUAUAUUCGCAGUUUCCGCUGGGAACUUUACUGGAGGGUUAGUCGGCUUCAUCAUAAACUACACUAUGAUGGUUACUGGAUCUCUUAAAGGCAUAAUCUGGGCAACGGGUGAACUUGAAACUCAAGCCGUGUCUAUUGAGAGAAUUGUCGAGUAUACAAACCAAAAGAGAGAGGCUGAUUUGAUCGUGGAGUCGAACCGUCCGCCCACUGGAUGGCCUCACACUGGGAAUGUGACAUUCAAGCAUUUUUCAACCCGCUACCGUGAUGGUUUGGACCUCGUUGUAAAAGGAAUCAGUUGCCAAAUCAAGGGAGGAGAAAGGGUCGGGAUAGUCGGACGAACUGGAGCUGGCAAGUCGUCCCUUAUGGUUUCAAUCUUUCGACUCAUCGAGGCCGCCGGUGGCGACAUAGAGAUCGACGGUGUUAACCUAUCAGAGAUCGGUCUCCAUGACCUUCGCUCAAAUCUGACCAUUCUCCCACAGGACCCUGUGUUGUUUUGCGGAACUCUACGCAUGAACCUGGAUCCAUUCGACCACUAUACGGAAGAGCAGAUAUGGACGGCGCUCGAGCACUCGCACCUUCACAAGUUUGUCAGCGGCCUUGAGGACGGACUGAAACACGAGUGUGGAGAAGGCGGCCAAAACUUGAGUGUUGGACAACGACAGAUGGUGUGUCUAACUCGCUCCCUUCUCCGGAAGUCGAAGGUUCUCGUGCUGGACGAGGCCACAGCCGCCGUUGAUAUGGAAACAGAUGAGCUCAUCCAGAGAACCAUCCGCGAGGAAUUUAAAGGGUGCACAAUCCUCACCAUAGCCCACCGUCUCAACACCAUUAUGGAUUAUGAUAAAAUUAUGGUUCUGGACAAAGGAUUAAUCAAAGAGUUCGACAGUCCAAAGAACCUGCUGGCAGAUUCAACAUCAACAUUCUACGGAAUGGCAAAGGACUCCAACCUUGUUUGAUUUCAAAAGUACAUUGAAAAAACUGAUAUUGUGAUUUAUAUUAAAUCUAGUUUGUAUUAAAGUGGUAUCUGUAUAUAUGGGCAUAUUUUACACUUAAGUCUUUUGUUAUUUUAUCUGUGGUAUUCUUACGAAGUUUAAAUUCUAGUCUUCCAUGUUGCAAAUGAAUAUUAUUUUUGACCUCUUUUUAUGACGAUGUAAUUGAAUAAUUUAUCAUUGUUUUCUCAAAUGCAUCUUACAUUAAUGUGUUAUGUGUGGUUUACCGUAUUAUGUAUUGCAUAUAUUGUUUUAUUGUAUUAAGUGUAUUAUUGCUGAUACAAAUGUAUUCAUAUAGAUGUGUAAUUUGUUAUUGAAAUACGUUUUUGUUAUAUUUAUCCCAUAACGGUUCAUCUUAAAUGUUUACUAUAAAC
Molecule: messenger RNA, 5272 nt
Organism: Mya arenaria
Lineage: Eukaryota; Metazoa; Mollusca; Bivalvia; Myida; Myidae
Product: multidrug resistance-associated protein 1-like
Exons: 33
Coding region: 147-4865 (1572 amino acids)
Biological process (GO): transmembrane transport
Cellular component (GO): membrane
Molecular function (GO): ATP binding; ATP hydrolysis activity; ABC-type transporter activity
Source: RefSeq, a predicted model, not a curated record